AUGGAGAACUAUAGGCAAAAGGAAGUCGGAUUAGACAACGAUGCACCAGCUGGCAAGUCCUCAACCACAACCUCCAUCUGGACUUACCCUAUUCUAAGCGCCAUUACGUAUACAGGUCCAGAAGACUUUGUAGUCACAAUACAAUCAAAAGCAUCCCAAGUAUCCCAACAAAUAGCUAAAGCUCUAGCCCAACGUCCCGAAGUUGUCGUAACCGCUAAAGGCGUCGCUAUGAACAAGGCCGUCACUGUGGUUGAAAUGCUCAAGCGAACAUUGAAUAUUAUUGUCGUGACGGAGAUUGAUACCUGUAAAGCUACGGAUGUUUGGGAGUCUGUUAGUGGGGAUUUGGAUAGGAUGCAUGUGGUGAGAAAUACACCGAGGAUACGAUUACGGGUCACGAAAGCAACUUGA
Synchytrium microbalum is the source of this 408-nucleotide messenger RNA. RefSeq lists its product as uncharacterized. Gene Ontology annotation, molecular function: nucleic acid binding. The coding region runs from base 1 to 408 and encodes 135 amino acids. The record is from RefSeq and is a predicted model, not a curated record. NCBI's taxonomy places the organism in Eukaryota, Fungi, Chytridiomycota, Chytridiomycetes, Synchytriales, Synchytriaceae. The transcript has 2 exons.